Messenger RNA from Thamnophis elegans (Western terrestrial garter snake), 3317 nucleotides. It is a transcript of the gene QTMAN, whose product is annotated as glycosyltransferase like domain containing 1. Gene Ontology annotation, molecular function: glycosyltransferase activity. The coding region runs from base 804 to 2135 and encodes 443 amino acids. NCBI's taxonomy places the organism in Eukaryota, Metazoa, Chordata, Lepidosauria, Squamata, Natricidae. The record is from RefSeq and is a predicted model, not a curated record. The transcript is spliced from 10 exons.
CUUCACUUGUGCUUGAAAUAAGCCUUGCUAUAUUGUGCACAAUAUUGGUGCUCAUAUAACUAUGCACCGUCAGCCUACCACAAAACCUACUUUAAUAUUACUAGCAUUACUACCAUACUUUAGUCCUCAAGACUGCAGGAAAAAUGCUUCUAGAUGUCAAUAUUCCUGUUCCAUGAACCGGUUAUAGUUACUACUAAUCGUGUUUUCUCUUCUGAAUUCUUUAGCAAAAGGUUUCUCAAUCUCUCUCUCUCUCGCUCCCUCUUCAUUUCAUUAAUACCAAGUUAUUUCACAAUAACUCCAAACAGUGUCAAUUCCAGCUUCAAUUUCUCAGCUCCGCAGUUGAGAAAUUCAGCCCGGGGAAAGCGGGAUCGCGGCUUAAAAAAUUGCCGUUCGGUCGGAGGGGCGCGACGUUUUUUCCAGAGGAAUUAGCUCGCCCCCGCCCUCCUCCCAAAAUAAAAAUACUCUGAGGAAGGCAACGGUGGCUCCCGAGUAAGCCCAGCGAUCGGAAGACUUGGGGAAACCAGGCACCUCUUUUUUCCAAUCUUCGGGGUGCGAGACAGAGAGAGAGAGAAGAAAGGGGGGGGGGGGUGAACCGAGAACGGGGCAGGCGAAGAAGCUUCGAAGAACCGCGACGCACGCAGGAGGCAGAAGGAGAAACCAAGCCGCUGAGCCGGGCUCUUCCUUCCGCGUCAGGGCGGAGAGCGAGAGGGAGGAGCCGGGUAGGCAGCGCGUUGCUCCUGCCGGCCUCCAGGAGGGACCAACAAGGAGGAGAUUCUCCAACAAUUUGGAAAACGCACAAGAAAAUGACCGUGCUGCUAAUUGAAGCUUUUUAUGGAGGUUCACAUAAGCAGCUCAUGGAUCUUCUCCAGGAAGAAAUAGGAGACUGCAUCCUUUUUACUCUUCCGGCAAAGAAAUGGCACUGGAGGGCAAGGACUGCAGCUCUCUACUUCAUGCAGAAUGUACCAGUCAGUGCUGAUUACAGGAUCCUCUUUGCAAGCUCGGUGCUUAACCUGACUGAACUGGUUGCCCUUCGGCCUGACCUUGGCAAAUUGAAAAAGAUCCUUUACUUCCACGAGAACCAAUUGACAUAUCCUGUCCAGAAAUGUCAGGAAAGGGACUUCCAAUAUGGGUAUAACCAGAUUCUAUCAUGCUUGGUUGCUGACAUUGUGGUUUUCAACUCUGCCUACAAUAUGGAGUCAUUUCUAACAUCAAUUGGGAAAUUUAUGAAAUUGAUGCCUGAUCACAGGCCUAAACAUCUGGAAAAGCUAAUCAGGCCAAAAUGCCAAGUCCUUUACUUUCCAAUAAAGUUCCCAGAUGUGAGCAGGUUUAUGCUAAAAAAAACACUGUCCCACACUAAAGAAGGGCUCCAUGCUAAAGGAAUUGGAGGUACAUCUUUACUUAUGGAAAUGCCUUUUCAAGAACAGAAAUGUGAAACUGCAAAUAUCAUCAACAUCAACAAUUUAGACCAAAGACCUGGACAUCAAAAAGUAGAGUCUGGAUAUUGUUGCCCCUGGCCAGAGAUACAGCAUCUUUGUCAAGGAGAAGAGAGCCAAUGUGCCACUCCUCUUGGUCACAAUGUGGGCAGUUUGAAAUAUCAGCAGAGGCCUUUGCACAUUGUUUGGCCUCACAGAUGGGAACAUGAUAAAGAUCCUGAAAGCUUCUUUAAAGUGCUGAUGAAAUUGAAAAAGAUGGAACUGAAUUUUCAUGUCUCUGUCCUUGGAGAAGCCUUCACUGAUGUUCCAGAUAUAUUUUCAGAGGCCAAAAAGACAUUGGAAUCAUCGGUCUUACAUUGGGGCUACUUACCCAGCAGGGAUGAUUAUUUCCAAGUUCUGUGCAUGGCUGAUGUGGUCAUCUCCACAGCUAAGCAUGAAUUCUUUGGUGUGGCAAUGAUAGAAGCGGUGCACUGUGGCUGUUACCCACUUUGUCCGAAUGCUUUGGUUUAUCCAGAAAUAUUUCCAGCUGAAUAUCUGUAUUCUACACCUGAACAGCUUAUUAAAAGGCUUCAGAAUUUCUGCAAGAGGCCAGAGAUUGUAAGGAAACAUCUCUAUAAGGGUGAAACAUCUCAGUUUUCUUGGGCAGCGCUCCAUGAUAAAUUCAGGUCUCUCCUCACAACAGAACCCAGGGAAGAUUUGUGACAGAUGGGGCGAAGUCACAAACUUGCAGCCGAAAGCAAAAUGGGGAGAACUUUCCAGUGUGUGUGUGUGAGUCCAUAUUUACCUGAUCAGAGCAAAAGAAGCAGAGGAAGCUCAGCCUGGCUGCUUGUCAUAGCUGACACAGAGCCAUCUGCCACAAACCUGUGGCGGCUUCAGAUCUCCAAUCCCUGCCACCACUCCGGCUCAAAUUAAAUGCAGAUUCCCGGAGACGUUACGAUGGUUACACAUGUCCUCAGCAUCACAGGCAGGAGACUGAAAAAAUAAAUGUGGCCUGUUGUAUAACUAUGCUCAUGUAUCCCAUAUGUGGUGCCACAUUGAAUUUCCGGUGGAAUUAGUUUCUGUCCUUUGUACUGGAUGACACGGAGCCUGCGUGCUUUCCCUUGGCCGACGUGAUGGCAGCCAAGAUUGCAACUUCAAACAUUUGCUCAAUGGCCAGCUUUCAAUACCUAGACUGCCUGGUUAUCCUUGCAGCGUAGUUGUCGCGUCCUCCAAGGGCCACAGGGUCUCAAAGGAGGACCGCUGCCCUCUCUCCAACCCACCCACCCUGUCUAAUUGGGCAGAUCUCUAGGAAUUAUGGGGAGGUGAAGGCUGUUUUUUGUUUUUGUUUUUUGCACUUCUUUCCACCAUCUCUUCCUCCUCUUCUCCACCCCCCCCCCCCGCUUUCCUCCUUUUGAAAAUUAAUGACUCCAUGGCACUGGGGCUUUUAAGUGAAGGUAUUAAUAAGGGGGUCUGGCAGGUGAUCCACAAUUCCCAGAGUUGCAUUUGCAUUUAAUUAAUCUUAAAGAAAGCGGCAAGAUAAACAGCUGUAAUUCAAACUAGCAUGGGAAAUAUGCUAUAUGGUGCCAUCUAUCCAAUGAAACGAAAGGUUGGAGACUUUUUUUUCUCUCUCUCUCUCAAGGCCAGUGAACAGCGGACAUCACAAUUGUUCCAUGGGGGCAAAAUACAGAUAUUUGUGGGGUCCCCCCCUUUGUUAUGGCCUGUUUUGUUAUUAAGUAGAAGGGAUGGGAAUGAGAAAUUGGUACUCCAACUUGCAAAUGGGAGCUUUUCAUUAUAAAUUGAUUGUACUUUGAACAAUGAUAGAGCAACUGCAUUUGUUGAUGUUAAAUGCUCCAAAAUUUCAAAUGUGCUAUAUCUUAUUUUUAAUAAAAGUACCCCUUGAAGUUU